GUAUGUACAUUCAAAAACAAGUCUGUGUCUGGUGCUUUGCAAAAAUAAAUUUGUUGUCGUGAAAUAAAUGUGAAAAAUGUUAGAGAACAUCGACUGCUGGCUGUACAUAUUGAAAUACGUGGAUCUGAAGGAUCAAUUGUCGCUGACCGAAAUCUCACCCAUUUUGAAUACAGCGGUGCAUUUGCAUUGGCGGCAUCUGAAGCAGGCGCUGGUGAGCGAGCAAGUGCUGCGACGCUUUGAGCGGCAGCCAGAUGAGCUGGAGGACUUUCUGGAAUGCGCCAGUGGCGCGCUGCAGCGACUAACAAUCAAAGGCGCCACAUUGCAGCAAUUGAAGUGCUGGCAGACGGCGCAAUUUGCCAAACUGAAGACACUCGACUGUGAUCUGCGCUACUGUGAGGUGGAGCAGGCAGACUCCGAGACGCUGCUGCUGACGCAGCUGUUUCCCAACUUGAUAAGCCUCACGCUGAACAGCUGCUGCACUGGCGCGUACUUAUGGCUGUGGACGCAGCUGCAGGAGCUGCACUUGAUAUGCUGCGAGUCGCUGGACAGCUCCACAUUUGGACGCAUCUUUAGCACGUUGCCGCUGCGCAAGCUUUCGCUGCUUUACUAUGGCUACAGCGCCAAUCUGGGCGAGCAGGUUAUAGCUGCUUCGCAUUGUGCCACGCUGGAGCAGCUGGUCAUAGACGAUCAUCAUUUGCUGGGCGACUUCCUGCUGAAUCUGCUCGAGCUGCCCAAUUUUCAGCGUUUGGCUUUCUACACGCGCGACUAUCACGAGUGGCUGCUGCAAACCACAGCCAAGCUGCAGCCACUGCGCGUGGAGUCGCUGCUGUUCAACGACGCCUUCUGGAGCAGCACACAUGUGAGCAACGCCAUACUGGCCAUGACCAAUCUGCAGCGCUUGGUGCUAUACGACGAUGAUAUUGAGACGCAGCUGCUGGCCAAGCUGUGCGCCAAGCUGCCGCGCCUGAAGCAGCUGCAUUUGCUCAAAAUGCGUGAGCUGCCCACAGCCACACAAAUCUGGGAUAUGGUUUGCAAUUGUGGCAGCCUAAAGCUGCUGAAUCUGUCGCACAGCAAGCUGGAUCCGCAGUUUCUGGAACUAAGUCAAAUGGCCAUAAAGCGUGUGUUCUAUAGACGCAAAACUUGCCUCACGCUGCAGCUGCAUCAAACCUUCUUGGCCAACUCUGCGCAGCAGACCAUCGAUGCACUGCAGCAUGCCAAGCUACACAUCAUAUUCGAUCCCGUCGAUCUUGAGCUUUGGAGCACACGUUUCGUCGAAGUGCAAUUGAAGCCCAUUGAGAACUGAUUUUAAAUCCACACACACACUUUAAUAAACUAAUAUACAACGUA
Messenger RNA from Drosophila busckii, 1347 nucleotides. RefSeq lists its product as uncharacterized. The transcript has 2 exons. The record is from RefSeq and is a predicted model, not a curated record. The coding region runs from base 77 to 1303 and encodes 408 amino acids. Lineage: Eukaryota; Metazoa; Arthropoda; Insecta; Diptera; Drosophilidae.